UUGAAGAUCCAGAUAAGUUCGCGUAACCUCAAUCCAAAUUUUUGUAAUGUCAGAGAUCCGACGAGGGUCCGUGUUGUUGGCGUAAAUUAAAAUUACUGAAUAGUGGACAGACACCGUGUUUAGAGUGCAGCAAACACAACCGAAGCGAUGAUUUCGCGUUUGCAAUAUUGCGUGCAGAGUUUACGCCGGAGACCGGUCCUGCAGAUUUCGCGAUGUUUAUCGUCCUCGCGAGCCCGUCAGGAUGCGGCCACCGCAUCGCGACCAGCGGCAGCUACCGUCAUCAACCAAGCAGAGUACAAGUACCAGCCCGGGAAGGUUUACUCUGACUUCACUUGCACGAGGGCUGAGUACGUGCCCGAGUUCAACCUCACGGCCUACGCCUUCACCCACAACAGGGUCGGCUCCCAUUACCUCCACAUCGACCGCAAUGACAGCAACAACGUGUUCUCGGUUAACUUCAGGACGACACCAUUCGAUUCCACGGGUCUUCCGCACAUCCUGGAGCAUACCUCGCUCUGCGGGUCGGAGAAGUUUCCGGUGCGGGAUCCUUUCUUCAAAAUGCUCAACAGAUCAGUGGCCACCUUCAUGAACGCGAUGACUGGCUCGGACUACACCCUCUACCCGUUCUCCAGCAUGAACGAAUCCGAUUUCCGGAACUUACAAAGAAUUUACCUGGAUGCGGUUUUCAAACCAAACCUGUCGCGAUUGGAUUUCCUGCAAGAAGGCUGGCGGAUAGAACACACGAAUCUCAGAGAUCGCAAGUCGCCCUUCACCAUUAAGGGUGUUGUAUACAACGAGAUGAAGGGCGCGUUCUCCGAAAACUCCUCGCUAUUCGGCCAACAACUGCUCAACAGCUUGCUCCCAGACCACACGUACGGCUUCGUAUCCGGCGGAAAUCCCCUGGAGAUCCCCAAGCUGACGCACGAAGACCUGGUAGCAUUCCACAGGAAAUACUACCAUCCAAGCAACGCCCGCUUCUACUCGUACGGAACAUUCGAUCUCGAAAAGUCCCUGGCCUACGUCAACGAGCAGUACCUAGCCCACUACGACAGGAUCGAUGUUUCCUAUAGCAAAAUCCCCAAUCAGCAGCGUUGGUCGCAACCCCGCAACGUCCACAUUUCUAGUCGCUACGAUACCAUGGGAGCGCCGUUCGAUAAGCAGAACCAAAUCGCGGUGGCAUUCCUCCUGGCCGACAUCACCGACAUAAACGAAACGUUCACUCUGGACAUGCUGAGCGCUCUUUUGCUCAACGGCCCCAACUCCUACUUCUACAAAUCCAUGAUCGAACCGAACUUCUCCGGCGGCUACAACAGCACCACCGGAUAUGAGUCACAAAUCAAGGACACAAUAUUCAAUCUUGGACUGCAAAACAUCCGCAUGGAGGAUUUCCCUCGAUUCCAGGAGAUAUUCGAGAAGACAAUCUCCGAAGUAAUCGAGAAAGGCUUCGACAAUGACCACAUUGAAAGCAUUUUGCACGAAUACGAACUGAGCACUAAGCACCAAACACCGAAAUUCGGCCUAAACCUGCUGCUCAGAUUCACUCCCUUGUGGAAUCAUGACGGGGACGUUAUAAACGCAUUGAAGGUCGGCGAUAUCAUUAAAAACUUCCGGGAAAAUCUGGCCUGUGACAGCCAGUUUUUGCAGAAAAAGGUGGAGCGUUACUUCAAGAACAACCAGCAUCGCCUGACCCUCACCAUGUCGCCGGAUGAAAAGUACGAGAAGAAGUUCAGCGAUGCCGAGAAGAAACUUCUGGACGAAAAGGUGGCCAAAAUGACGGACGAAGAAAAGAAAGCUGUUUACGAGGACGGUCUCGCCUUGGAAGAAUCACAGAAGGCGCCACCAAACUCCGACGCUCUGCCGAUCCUUUCCCUCGAAGAUGUUAAGAAUCCGCCAGAAAAGUACACUCUCCACACAGCUAAAUCCGGUAAAACUCCAACCUUCGUUACAGAAGUGCCCACAAAUCAGAUCGCCUACUUGAAGAGCAUUUUCGAUGCGUCCCACUUGUCCAAAAAGGAAGUCCACUUGCUUCCACUGUUCUGCUACAUCGUCGCCAGCAUGGGUACAAAAACCUACGACUACCGAACCUUUGAUAAAAUUAUCAAGGCAAAGACGUCAGGUAUCAACUUCAAACUACAUUUCGCGGAAGACAUCAACGACGCUUCCAAGUACGACAUCGGUGUCCUGAUGAGCACCCACGCGCUCGACUACAACACCGAGAAAAUGUUCGAACUAGUCCUUGAGCUUCUCACAAACUACAGAAUGGAUGACCCGGAAAGAUUCAAAAUGCUAGUGGAGAACUAUCUGUCGAACCUGACGGUCGGAGUUGCAGCCAGUGGACAUUUGUUUGCAAUGCAAACCUGCGGGGGAUUGGUAACGGAGUCGGCCGCGCUAAAAUCCGAACUAUCAAGCAUGGAGCACAUUUACAUCAUGAAGGAUCUCAUCGAAAGCGGAGCAAUCUACGAGAACAGACCACAGCUAUCGAAACUUGGGCACAAGCUCUUCGACGGCCAGACCAUGAGGGCAGCUAUCAACACAACCGACGAAAUGAUGCCUCGCGUAAUGAAAAGCUACGAAGAAUUCGUAAAAAAAAUGCCAAAAACCCAGACAAAGACUGGACAACUGAAAUCAGGUCUACUCGAGCCCAAAUGCGCGCACUAUAUCAUGAAUAUCCCCGUGAAUUACUGUGCCAAAUCGUUCCUAGCCGUCCCCUACACACAUCCUGAUCACUCGACUUUACGGCUCCUUGCAAAACUUCUCUCCGCAAAAUACCUGCUUCCACUCGUCAGAGAGCAGAACGGAGCCUACGGAGCUGGGGCCACAAUUGGCUUGGAUGGCAUUUUCAGCUUCUUCAGUUACCGCGACCCCAAUUCCGGGAAAACUCUAUCCGCUUUCGACGAUACAUACAAUUGGCUAGUGCAAAACCAAAAAACACUAAACGAACAAACCCUGUUCGAAGCGAAACUAGGCGUCCUGCAACAACUCGAUGCUCCUGUAGCGCCCGGGAACAAGGGAAUCGACCAUUUCCUCUACGGCUUGUCUCAGGAACAAUUCGGAGAAUAUCGUCAACGAAUGCUUGACGUUACGGUCCCGCAACUGAGGGAAGUGAUCGAAAAGUACUUUAAGAACCCCCCUAAACACUACGGCAAAUGUGUGUUAGGACCCGAGAACAAGGAAUUGACGAAGAGAGAGGGUGAGACCUGGAGUGUCCACGGUCAGCAAUAAGUAUCACCCGCCGAUUAGGAGAAUUAAGAGACGAAAUGUUGCCUAGACCUUUUGGUUACACUGAACUAAUCAAUACAAUCCGGGGUACAACAUUUCGCCUCUGAUCCUCGCAAUAUCAUUAGUGAAGAGACUCUGAGAAAAUAUAUCUGUAAAAUUGACUGAUGUUUGUUAAGAUUGUUGGAUAAUGCAACAUAUUAUUGUAUUUGUCAUUAAAUCGCUGGUUGAUUAGUUUGUGAACUCAUCGAGGAGAGAAAGAGAAUCGUGUUAAGGUUCAGAAUUAUUGAGUACUUUUGUCUGCAAGGUUUUAAGCGUAGAUGAAAUCUGAGACUUUAUGUCUUGUUUUGAUGUUUAGCGAGCAUUUAAUUUCCGUAUUUCGCUGUUUUGUUUAUAGAUACGUAGCACAAAUUAUUGUUUUUAUUAAACUUAUUGAAAAACAA
This is a messenger RNA of Hermetia illucens (black soldier fly), 3659 nucleotides long. Its product is annotated as presequence protease, mitochondrial. Gene Ontology annotation, biological process: protein processing. The record is from RefSeq and is a predicted model, not a curated record. Gene Ontology annotation, cellular component: mitochondrial matrix. The transcript is spliced from 2 exons. Gene Ontology annotation, molecular function: metal ion binding. Bases 148 to 3222 code for a protein of 1024 amino acids. Lineage: Eukaryota; Metazoa; Arthropoda; Insecta; Diptera; Stratiomyidae.